This is a messenger RNA of Pleuronectes platessa (European plaice), 1996 nucleotides long. RefSeq lists its product as uncharacterized. The record is from RefSeq and is a predicted model, not a curated record. The transcript is spliced from 7 exons. Lineage: Eukaryota; Metazoa; Chordata; Actinopteri; Pleuronectiformes; Pleuronectidae. Bases 56 to 1996 code for a protein of 646 amino acids.
GCCCGUGUAGUGAGUCACGUGAGCAGACUGAGGGGGGCGGACCAGCAACACCAACAUGGCGGCGUCUCCUUUCAGUUUCUCAGCGGACAGGUUCUGGACAGAAGAGAAAGAGAAGACUCUGAUCGGCUUCUUCUCCAAGCACAGCUGCCUGUGGAACCACCGCUCAGAGAGCUACAAGAGCCGGAAGCUGCGCUGGAGAACCCUGGAGCAGCUGCGGGUCAUCCUGUCCACGCUGCCUCCACCCAACCCCUUCACAGUGGAAGACAUUAAGAACAAGUUCAAGAACCUCCGCACCACCUUCCGGCGCCAGUACAAACUGGUGCGGGCGAGCCAGGUGUGCCGGCUGGAGCACGUGUUCGAGCCCCAGUGGAAGCACUACGAGCAGCUGAUGUUCCUGCAGGGCUGCUGGGAGACGGACCCCCGCGUGGAGGAGCAGCCGCUGCAGACUCUCCCCCAGGAGGAGGCCCAGUCGGUCGGUUCCUCCCCGGGACUGAUCACCUCCUCCCUCCCCAACGCGCCCACCUCCUUCCCCUCCACCUCCUCCAACAUGCAGCUCAAAUGUUACUGGACCGAAGAGACGGAGCGAGCACUGAUCACCUUCUACUGCGAACACAGUUGUCUGUGGAACAAGAAGUCUGAAAACCACAACAACCGACAGAUCCGGCUCAGGCUGCUGGAGACUCUGAGAGCGCAGCUGUCCGACCGGUCGGUGUCUUUCGCAGUUGAAGACAUAAAAAACAAGUUCAAGAACCUCCGGACGGUUUUUAACCGGGAGUUCAAGGCGGUCCGCGCCAGCCGGGCUUCUGACAGGCUCUUCGUGUCCAAGUGGAAGCACUACCAGCAGCUGCUCUUCCUCUGCGAGUGCUGCGACGAAGACGAGGGCCCGGACGACCUGCAGGACGACAAGGAGGCGGAGCCGGGGAACCAAACCCCCUCCUCCACGCGGAGCAGCUUCUCCUCCAGCUCCACCCACACCAGCAGCAUCAUGGUCGGUAACGCCUCGGCUCCCACCAGCACCGCUCAGAGCAACUCCAGGACCAACAGCAGCGCCGGAUCCCAAAUCCUCCUCCUGGCGUCUCCAGACAACCUCAGGCCAUCAAACCAAACCGCCGCUCUUCCAACCUCGCCAUCUGCUUCACCGACCGACACCAAACCCUGCGCCAGCUCCCCCCCCCUGAGCUUCAGUGUGUCCGUGCCUGUGGAGUCGGACGGCAGACCCGACCCCCGCUGCCACUGGAGCGAGGCCAAGGUUCAGCAGCUCAUCUCUUUUUACUCCGAGCGCAGCUGUCUGUGGAACCACAGGUCUGAGAGCUACAGGAACCGUCUGCUGAGGCAGAGCCUGCUGGAGACGCUGAGCGGCCUCAUGUCCCACGACGAGUCCGUCCCCUUCACAGUGGACGACAUCAAGGCAAAGUUCAGGAACCUGAGAACCAUCUUCCAGCGAGAACACAGAGCGGUGAGUUCCAACAAGACGUGUGGUUCUGAGGACUUCUACGUUCCCAAGUGGAAACAUUACCGGGAUCUGAUGUUCCUCUGUGACUCCUGCGACGAGGACGAGAAACCUGAGGACGUCCACGUCCCCCAACCGCAGGAGUCCGGCCCCCUCCAGCGGGACAACCAGGCCACGCCCCCCACCCUACUCUACCACGCUGCCAGUCAGACUGAUGCCAAGCUGAACGCCAUGCCGCAAGGCUUCGAAGCCCCGCCCUCCCCAACACCCCCAGACUCCCGGCACUCCUCCCCCUCUUCCUCCCCGCCGCCCUCGACCUCCUCCUCUCACACCAGCAGCCGGGCGUCCGGGCGCAAACGAGCGGCGCCCACCACCGGCAUCCUGCUGGACCUCAUGAGGACGUUCUGUCAGAGUCAAGCGGUCUCGCCACACGCCGGCUUCCUGAAGUACGUGGAGGAGUGUCUGAACGAGACGCCGCCGGACCAAGUGAAGAAACUGAAGAAGAAGAUAAUCGAGACGAUCCACGGGGCGUCAGAGGAGGUGUAG